Molecule: messenger RNA, 1188 nt
Organism: Brassica oleracea var. oleracea
Lineage: Eukaryota; Viridiplantae; Streptophyta; Magnoliopsida; Brassicales; Brassicaceae
Product: 5'-nucleotidase SurE-like
Exons: 9
Coding region: 81-1004 (307 amino acids)
Cellular component (GO): cytosol
Molecular function (GO): nucleotidase activity
Source: RefSeq, a predicted model, not a curated record
UGCCACUUAUUGUGGAGCCUAUAAAUAAAUAAAACGCUUCUUCUUCCUUCGCUUAUCUUAAGACUUAAGAUUACAGAGCGAUGGCGAUUAACGGCGAAGAUCGCAUCUCCGGCGAACGCCCGAUCAUCAUGGUCACCAACGACGACGGGAUAGACGCGCCUGGUCUCCGUUCUCUCGUUCGCGUCCUCGUCUCCACCAACCUCUACGACGUCCGCGUCUGUGCUCCCGAUUCGGAGAAGUCUGCUGUUAGUCACAGUAUCAUAUGGAGUAGACCUCUCACUGCACACCGUGUUGAAAUUGAAGGAGCUGAGGCCUAUGCUGUUUCUGGAACCCCUGCGGAUUGCACUGGGUUGGGCUUAUCGGAAGCGCUCUUCCCUUCUCUUCCUGACCUGGUUCUUAGUGGUAUAAACGUUGGUAGCAACUGUGGGUACAACAUCGUCUACUCUGGAACUGUUGCUGGUGCUCGUGAAGCCUUCAUUUAUGAUGUGCCUUCUGCCUCCAUAUCUUAUGAUUGGAAACGUGGAGACAUCAAUGUUAAUGAUUUUGUUCUCUCUGCCCAAGCUUGCUUGCCUAUUAUCAACAGCAUGCUCAGUGCCAUCAAGAACAAAACUCACCCAACAAACUGCUUUCUGAAUAUCGAUUUGCCGACUGAUAUUGCUAACCAUAAGGGAUACAAGUUAACUACACAAGGUAAAAGCUUGUGUAAAAUGGGAUGGAGACAAGUGGAGGAGGAAGCACAAGGUGCGAAGAUGCUGUCAACGAUGUUAAUGGAAACAGAAUCAGGAGUAGUCUCAGACAACAACGACACAUCUGCUCAUCAUUCAAACGAUAGCCGUUUGUUCAAGAGAGAGGUAAGGACUGUGGUGGUGGAAGAAGGCACUGAUCUUCACUUCCUACGAGAAGGAUAUAUUACAGUGACGCCGAUAGGAGCUCUCUCUCAGGUUGAUGUGGAUUGCCAAAACUACUACAAAGAAUGGCUUCCCAAGAUUUCUUCAUCCUUGUGAUGUCACCAAAUGAAAACAUAAAACUCUUUUGAUGAUUUAUCCAUUAUGGACCACAGUUUGUGGUAGACCUAUUAUCAGUAUACUCUUUUAAGUUAUUUUAUGUUGUGAUCAGCUAGUUUUCUUGCAAGUCAAUUACUGCCAGACGUGUUUCUUUUUCUUUUAAUUUAUGCAGUAGCUUAACCUC